Molecule: messenger RNA, 1312 nt
Organism: Silurus meridionalis
Lineage: Eukaryota; Metazoa; Chordata; Actinopteri; Siluriformes; Siluridae
Gene: kxd1
Product: KxDL motif containing 1
Exons: 5
Coding region: 172-720 (182 amino acids)
Biological process (GO): lysosome localization
Cellular component (GO): BORC complex
Source: RefSeq, a predicted model, not a curated record
GCUUGACAACAACCUCACGACUGCAUUUCCUGAGAGAUUUGUUUUAUUUAUUUUAGACGCUUUACCCAAAGAAGCGGUUUUAUUCUUCUGCUGUUGUAGAUAUUAUGAUGAUUUUGUGAUAUCUGAUUAUUUACAGCAACGCUCGGGUUGGUAAAGAAGCCUGCCAGCAGAAUGGAUCCUACUGCCUCUGGAGUCUUCUGCAGCAGGAUGCUGAGCAUGGUCAACUCCGAGGACGUAAACGCAAUCAUUCAGGCCCAGAGACACAUGCUGGACCGCUUCGAAAAGACCAACGAGAUGCUCAUUAACUUUAAUGGCUUGUCCAAUGUGCGGCUGCAGCAGAUGAACGAUCGCUUUCAGCUCCACACUCGCACGUUAAUUGAAAUGAAGAAGGACUUGGACAGCAUUUUUCGGCGAAUAAGGACACUGAAAGGCAAGAUUGCUAAGCAGUAUCCAGAGGCCUUUAGCAACGUUCGUGAAACCUCCAGUCUGGAGGACGACGACGAUGACCUCGACCCUGUUCCUGCCAGUAUAGCCGCCACCACCACCACCGCCACGUCAGAACAGAGCACCGAAUCUUGCGACACGAGCCCCGACGUUAUCUCGCCGACCAUCAGCCGAUGUUCCGAGGAGCUUUCCCAGGAGAAUCCGGACACUCCGACCUCAAACAGCCCCGAGAGAGCAGUGCUGCUGGAUGAAGGCCCAGAUUCAGUCAAUAUAUAGAGAACCUACAGAAUCACUUUGGACAUCAGAAGAGCCUUGUACUUUGCGUAAAUUAGCUCUGACAUUACGCUUCUUCAAGUCCGGUCAUGUUAACAUUCUACACCUAGACAUUCUCCAGAGCUAAAAUAUGCUGUAAGCCUGUUCGCCAAAUGCGUGUUAAUCAAAUCGAUCAGGUUUGGAAGUAAACUUUUGUCAAUUUUUCUUUUUUUUGAAAGCUUUGUAUUAUAUUAUAUAUGUGAUAUGUUUUAUAGUUUCAAAGUUUCAUGUCAGAUUUAAAUAACAUGCCUUGCCUAAUAACGCUCAUCAUUUUACUCUGUAACUCACGCUGGUUUAAGACAAAGUAUUAUAAAAGCAUUGCUCCUUUAACUGAUGUGGAACAUUUCAUUUGAGUGUCUGUAGAAAUGAGACACUUUGGAUUGUCUUGGUGGUGUCUUAGAUAUUCAAGCUGAGACAAUUAUAUUAAAAAUGAGUGUGUGGAAAGACAGGUUUGAUAUCACAUUCUAAACAUAAUUAUCAACAAUUGCUUUCGUGAUGAACGAACGUUAUGUGGAUUUUAUUUACAAAAUGUGCAAAUAUAACCUUAAAUCAAAAA